AUGCGAGUAAUUGACGAAAAACUGGCAACUGACGUUGUGGAGGGAUUAUGUGAUCGACUUAAAGCCCAGACAGCCGAGGACCGAAUACUGGUGAAACAUUUAGGUCGAUAUCUUGAAUUCAAAAAAAGACCCGAUAAGCAAAGGUUCUAUACUAAACUCAUCAAGUUUAGUACAAACCUACACCUUAACUCAUCGGAACUCGCCCAGACAGCUACCGUUGAGUGCUACGCUUUCAGGUUUGUGGGCGUAUUUAAUGACAUCUACAGCUGGGAUCGAAAAUGGAAAGUUUACCAGGAAACCCCGACUGAUGGUGCGCAUCCAUUUUCGGCUAUCUAUACCCUGGCUCAAGAUAUGGGGCUCCCUUACCUGACCUGCAAGCGCCUGCUGUAUCCAUACUGUCGAGAACUUGAGGUGAUGCUUCAAAGAUCUGGCGAGGAGAUGGGAGAUGCUAGUGACAGUACCUUACGUUCAGAUACAGAAAUCUACAUCAAAGUACCU
Molecule: messenger RNA, 498 nt
Organism: Penicillium taxi
Lineage: Eukaryota; Fungi; Ascomycota; Eurotiomycetes; Eurotiales; Aspergillaceae
Exons: 2
Source: RefSeq, a predicted model, not a curated record